Molecule: messenger RNA, 762 nt
Organism: Truncatella angustata
Lineage: Eukaryota; Fungi; Ascomycota; Sordariomycetes; Amphisphaeriales; Sporocadaceae
Exons: 2
Coding region: 211-666 (151 amino acids)
Source: RefSeq, a predicted model, not a curated record
ACGCGCUCGCAUUCGCUGUCUGCGUUGUGGUCCUCAUGAACGAUGAUAUCAAGCAGAAAGUCUCUGAAGGUCUCCUCAGAGCAUACAGCUAUUAUUGUUGGCCGCUAUGCAUCCUGGAAAUCAAUCUUACAAGGGCCGAUGGCGCAUCUAUCUUCAACCAGAAGUUAGACAUCUGCCGGGAAAAACACUGGGCACUAGAUAAACAUUCACAUGGGCCGGACGAUGAUGAAUGGGACAUGGUGGGUAUCAACGCACCAGAUGAAGCCCAGACAAAGUUUGCAUACAUCAUCGGACAGCUGCUUGAGCCUAACAAGAAAAUGGCUCGACGAUUGUAUUCAAAAAGAUAGGUCCUGUGCUUCGACCGGAUCGGGAUUUCUCCCUACGCGACUACUAGAUGUAGGGCAUUCGACUUCUUCCCGAACUAUUCGAUUGGCCAUGAGCCACGUAUUGCCCACAGACGCCCCAUAUCUUACGCUUAGUUAUUGUUGGGGUCGUGGGAAGCCGCUCGUCCUCACUGGGACCAGUUUGCUCAACUUUCUUGAAGAGAUCGAUACCACUUCUCUACCGAAAACGAUUGCUGACGGCGUCGACAUCACUCAGCGACUCAGCCAUCGAUAUUUAUGGGUUGACUCGUUAUGCAUAAUUCAAGAUUCGAAAGAUGACUAGAAGCUUGAAGCUGCUCGGAUAGGAGAGGUCUAUUCCAAUUCGACACUUACUGUAGCUGCGACUUGGUCAGCAAGUAAUGACCAAGGGUGUUACAAG